This is a messenger RNA of Drosophila serrata, 573 nucleotides long. RefSeq lists its product as uncharacterized. Lineage: Eukaryota; Metazoa; Arthropoda; Insecta; Diptera; Drosophilidae. The record is from RefSeq and is a predicted model, not a curated record.
AUGUAUACCUUUAACUUGCAUUCGCUUCUGUCUGUGCUGAUUUUAGUCUUCCUGUAUAAGAAUUGUGAUGGAAAAAGAAAUUGGGAAUGCAAACCCCUAUCGAUAGUCGGCGAGACUACUAAUCCAAGUGCCAUGGACAUGGAUAUGCGAAUUGAGCGAGUUGGUCGGGGAGAAUUCUUUUUCUCGGGCACAUUUUUCUGGAAUAUCGAUCUUGAUGAUAGUGUAUUGGUUGAGAUGCAGAUAUUAAGAAGUCAUUCCGGCAGCGAGGCUGAUUACAAGCUAACUCCAUGGUCCAUUCCCCAGCAGACCUUCAUUGAGUACAUUGAUACCUUCUACAAGGAUUUGCUGAUAGCCAAUUUGGGUGAUUGUUCCGACAUGCCCAGGUAUGACUCCGGUUAUGUACCGCCCUGGCCAAAGGCUACCUUUAAUUUCACCCGAUGCGGCAUCAAAGGCGAUGGAUUGCCGGAAGUAUUGAUGAAGGGCUUCUAUAAGGUAAAAGCCAUCAUCAUUGCCCUGCCAACUGUUCAGCAAAAUAUUACUGUGACUGUUCGGGUUACGUUGAAAAUGUUUUAA